UGUAUCUCUACAGCUCAAGAUGAAAACAUGGGCAUCAGAAGGAUGUGUAUUGAGUUUUAUUAUUCUCGAAGCCGUCGAAUCGUAGUCUUAUUGACACUUUUAGCGAUUGCAGGAAUUGUUUUUGUGCCACACUUCAUGAACACACAUAACAACAAGGCUCUAUUUGCCACCAACGAAGGCAGUGAUCAUGAAAAGUCACACAAGCGACACAAACUAAAAGCUGCAGGGGCACAACAUUUGCCAGAUACUUCAUUGAAGUUUUCUGGCGGACAAUUCGUACUAGGAGGAAAUCCUUUUACAAUUCUAAGUGGAUCAAUACACUACUUUCGGGUUAUUCCUCAAUACUGGGAUGAUCGUUUGGCAAAGCUGAAAGCCAUGGGGCUAAAUACAGUUACCACUUGUAUACCUUGGAAUAUCCAUGAAGAAGUUAAGGAAUUCAUCACGUUUGAUGAGCCAGAGUAUGAUAUAGUGUCAUUCAUAGAAAAAGCACAUAAACUUGGGCUGUAUGUUAUUCUCCGACCAGGGCCAUAUAUUGGUGCACAGCUUGACUUAGGUGGUCUUCCCAGCUGGCUGAUAGAGGAAUCUGGACAAAAUGUUCGUUCUUCUAAUCCACACUUCCUAAGUCUAGUAGAAAGAUACUUCAAAAAACUAUUCGGUACACUAAGCCAACAUCAAUAUUCCAAUGGAGGACCUAUCAUUGCUUGGCAAAUUGAGAAUGAAUAUUUAGCCUUUGGACAUGAUAUCAAUUAUUUGAAAUCUUUACAAAAGAUUAUGCUUCAAAAUGGUGUCAAAGAACUCAUGUUUACAUCAGAUUCACGAACCAGUCUUUCAGACAACAAAAUCAAUAUUCCAGGAGUUCUUAAGGGCAUGAGCAUGCAAUAUAUCUUAGAGGAAAAAGAAGCGUUAGAAGAACUUCAAAAAUUACAACCAGAUAAGCCUCUUUUUGUAACAGACCUUUGGACAGGCCAUCAUGAUUCCUGGGGUGAUGAACAUCACACAGAAAAAGUUGAUGAUUUAGCAGCUAGUGUUGCUAAGAUAUUAGCCAUGGGGGCUUCUGUCAAUUUCUACAUGUUUCAUGGUGGCACAAACUUUGGCUUUAUAAGUGGUGCUAAAAAUGGUGAGAAGUCUGAAUUCAUACCAGCCGUUACUUCUUUUGACUUUGAUGCUCCCUUGAAUGAAGCGGGUGAUGUCACAAGGAAGUAUAAGGAUCUCCGGAAAGUCCUCCGUGCACAUGCCCCAGAGCACUCAUUUCCUAAAAAACUUCCAGACAUUCCUCCAAAUGUCUCCCGAAAGGUUUAUGAACCAAUUAAAAUGGACCGUCAUAUGCCUUUAACAAAGAUGUAUAAAAAUGUGAACCAGGCUAUUAUAAUCAAGGAAGUGGUGCCGAUGGAAAAAUUGAGAAUCAACAAUAAUGGAGGUCAAAGCUAUGGCUAUGUAGUCUAUCGCACAUGGCUUCCUCAUGGUGCAAAGGAACUACACAUUGAGAAAUUUAGAGACUGGGCUCAGAUCAUGGUGGGGUCCAAGCUUCUUGCAACAUUAGAUUCAACAGACUUUGAUUAUGGAAACAUGGAUGUCAGCAAGAUGCUGAAUACAUAUAUAGAACUCAAGUACGAGCACGAGAACAAAGAUGAACAGUUAUAUUUAGAUAUAUUAGUGGAAAACUUGGGACGAGGAUAUGAAAAUGUAAUAAAUCAUACACAUAAAGGAAUAAUAGGAGAAGUUAACAUUGAUGGCCAAUCACCUGCUUCCUGGACAGUGUAUCCCUUUAGCUUUCAUAAAAACUUUAUUUCAAGUAUGUUUAACCAAGAAGCUUGGGAUUCAGCAUCAGAUGAGAAACACACUUCAGUGUUUCCAGGAUUCUUCAAGGGUACUUUGACCAUAACCAGUAAACCGCAUGACACCUUCCUGGACAUGACUGGGUGGGGUAAAGGUGUGGUUUUUGUUAAUGAUCAUGUACUUGGCCGGUAUUGGAAAAUAGGCCCCCAGCAAACACUGUACAUUCCUUCAGUAUGGCUACAAAGAGAUGAAAAUACGGUCGUAAUAUUUGAAUUUGAAAAACGAAGUCCUGAUGGAUUAGUAAAAUUUUCACAAAAUCCAGUCUUAGAUAAAUUAAUGAAAAGUUUUUAGCAUUGUCUGGUAUGUAGAACAUAGUGUAUUAAUUUAUGAUAUUUAAAGGCUGAUAGAGCAGAUCCAGUCUUAUGUUUAUAUACUGCACAGAACCUAUGAAGGAUUUCCUACUUUUGGACUGUAUUGAACUGAAAUGGCUGAUAACUUCUAUAGUUUAGACAAUAGGAGCAUUUUAUAAGAACUCUUACUGUAAUUUUAUACCUACAUAGUUAGCACUGUUAAUAUCAUAUUUGAAAAUCCUCUCUUUGUUGCUGUGAUGGAUUUUUCCAGUAAAACGUGACACACUUUGCAAGACCUGAGGACUACAACUAUCAUCACAGGCAGCCCAAGCUGGUGAUUGGGUUGCAUCACUACAAAUAAUAAUAAUAUAUAUAAAAAACAAUUUUGGAAAUAUUCUCCCCAGCUAGCUUGAGUUGAACUAUGUAUUUGCAUUUAUUGUGUGUAAUCUGGGAUCUAGUUGUUUUAGAGGGUUUUUGGGAUCUCUGUUUCUUCUAAAGAAAAAGGAAAUAAUUUGAACACAAAGUAGGAAAACUUUAUUUCAAAAUUAUCUCCAGCUUGGGCUGCCUGUGGUAUCAUGCUUUGCUUCAUAAAGUGUAAUAAAUGGUAAAUAACUAAGAUAAAAUUAGACUCCUUUGCAUCUGUCUCCGGUUGUUGAAAUGGAAGAAUAAAGCAUUAUAAUUAGUCAUU
This is a messenger RNA of Exaiptasia diaphana, 2814 nucleotides long. RefSeq names its product beta-galactosidase-1-like protein 3. The coding region runs from base 28 to 2127 and encodes 699 amino acids. Gene Ontology annotation, biological process: carbohydrate metabolic process. Lineage: Eukaryota; Metazoa; Cnidaria; Anthozoa; Actiniaria; Aiptasiidae. Gene Ontology annotation, cellular component: vacuole. The record is from RefSeq and is a predicted model, not a curated record. The transcript has 18 exons. Gene Ontology annotation, molecular function: beta-galactosidase activity.